Venturia canescens is the source of this 2901-nucleotide messenger RNA. Its product is annotated as frizzled-9-like. Lineage: Eukaryota; Metazoa; Arthropoda; Insecta; Hymenoptera; Ichneumonidae. Gene Ontology annotation, molecular function: Wnt-protein binding; Wnt receptor activity. The coding region runs from base 1047 to 2516 and encodes 489 amino acids. The transcript has 6 exons. Gene Ontology annotation, cellular component: plasma membrane. Gene Ontology annotation, biological process: canonical Wnt signaling pathway; non-canonical Wnt signaling pathway. The record is from RefSeq and is a predicted model, not a curated record.
GAUAAGAAUAUUCUCAAAAUAAGUGUUUAUUAAUUUAAUGAAUAAUUUGGACUCGAAUUUAACGGCCGAACUACUUUAAGGAGCAGUAAUUUCGAUAUCAAUGGCAAAAGAACACGAGAAGCGAUCGGUAACAGCGAGAUAAUAAUGAUUUACUGUACACUGUUGAGUUGUAGCAAAUGUGAAUGAAUGAAUAGCACGCGAAAAUCCAAUUUUCGUUAUGCGACGAAGAGCAAAGAGCCAAAGAGCGGGGCUCGAGCAAAAGGUGCGAAUUCCGGCGGCCAUGAGCUUCUCCGAGUGCAACUUUCACAUUGGAGAUUCGCACACGCACGGAGGGAAUAGGAAUCCGUGCAUUACAUCCAUAUACGAAGAAGGGAUAUUCUCAGAUAGUUGUUUGUCGAAUUUGCAUCGCGUCGAGGGAGAAGAGCGAAAGAAUGAAAGGAAAGGAAGGCGAAGAUAGAGAAAAAUGAAGAGAAAAGUGAGAGGGCGCGGGGGGGAUUGGAGGAGUUGGUAAGGCCCCGAGCGAGCUCGCGGCGUUAUACGCUUCUACCACGUUAUUUCGUGGGGGCUAUAAUUUGGGGGAGCGCCCGUCGAAGAGAAGGAAGAAGCAAGAAACAGAGGAAGAGAGCCGCGAACGCCGAUCGGUCGGGCCCCCUCCCUCUGGACGUUUCUCCAUAAUGGGCUAUUCUAAGGCCCACCGAAGCCUCGCGAGAGACCCGUCCGGAGAGGCGGGAAGAAUGGGCGGGAUAAUUACCCCUGAUGCCCACCGCUCGUUAUAUCUCAUGCCCAUCACUCUCUUCCUCUCUUUCUCCCUCCCUCUCCGUCCGUCUUCCUCUCCCGGUUUCUUUCUCCUCCUUUUCAUCAUUUAUACCACAUCGAAGCGCCCUCUUCGUCAUUUUCUUCGAUGCUUCUGAUCCCCCGUACUCGAUUCUUUCUUCUCUCUCUCGCGCGCGCGCGCGCGCUCGGUCUCGACGCUCCGGUCAGACGAUUUUGCUCUCCGCGUUGCCUCUUUCUCCAGCAUCUCUCUCCACAUCCACCUCGCAGCUUUCAUGCCGCUCGUUCAUUACAAUUGCUCGAAACACCUGAGAUUCUUUCUCUGCGCUGUAUUCGCGCCGGUUUGCUCGGAGCACGUCGCGAUGCAGAUACCGGCAUGCAAACCUCUCUGCCUGUCGGUCAGACGAGACUGCGAACCAGCUUUGACCAGCCUCACUCUACCCUGGCCGCACUUGCUCGACUGCGAUAGAUUUUCUGACAGUGGCAAUGCACUUUGCGUUCAACCGCCACCGGAAGAAAGCUUACCGGAAAUGAUACCGCCGCCGGCUCUACCGCCGAUUCGACAGCAGUGGCAAAUCCUCAAACCACUCCAACCGAGCAUCAAAGAAAAUCAACAUCAUCAAUGUCCUCCUCACUUCGUUCAAACGCCUUUCGUCGACACGGUUACCUGCGCACCCCGCUGCGGAGCUGACGCUUAUUAUCGUGGCGAGGAUAAGAAAUUCGCGGUUCGUUGGAUGAACGGUUGGGCAUGGUUGUGCUUUCUCUCGACUCUCUUCACACUUCUCACGUUCUGGGUCGAACCUUCGCGAUUUCGUUAUCCCGAAAGACCGAUCGUUUUUCUCGCUCUGUGCUACAACCUCGUCUCCAUUCUUUUCAUCGUACGAGGCGCAAUUGGUCCGGAGAAUUUGAGCUGCGUGGGUCAGAUCGAGGGACCAUCGUAUGUACCGGUCCAUGACGGACUGAGGAGUAUUCCCUGCGCCAUGUGGUGGCUGAUGAAGCAUUAUUUGAGCCUUGCCAGCAGUAUGUGGUGGACCAUUCUUUGCGGAUGCUGGCUCCUGAGCGCGAGGAACGAAUGGAGCAGCGAAGCUCUUCACAAUAUUGCCGCGUACCUUCAUGCAAUAGCUUGGGGCCUGCCGAUAUUAUUGACCGGAGGUACUCUGUUAUCGCGAAGUGUUUCAGCGGACGAGUUGACCGGUCUUUGCCAAGUUUCGGACGAGUCUGCGAUAUGGUUGGAGGUUUUGCCCCACGGAGUGCUGUUAUUACUGGGCUGCGUACUCGGGAGCAUAGCUGGUAGCGCGUUAAUAAGAGUGAGGCGAGCAGUGAGAGCAGCUGGUCGGAGUGCAACGAAGCUCGAAAGACUGAUGACUCGUUUAGGAAUAUUUGCUCUUCUCUACGCGCUCCCCGCGUUCGGCGGUCUCGCUUGCGCCCUCCACGAAGCCUCGGUGCGACCGAGGUGGCGAACCCUCGCACUUUUGGCUGCUCUCGAUUGUCGGGCGGCUCAAAACUGCGUGCCAGGGCCUGUUUAUCGCGCUUCUGGACUCGAGAUCGCCCUCUUGAGGCUCUUCCUGUCGCUGGUUGUCGGGGUUACUUCCGGCAUGUGGGUAUGGUCCGGGAAAACUUGCCGCGCGUGGAGUCGACUCCUCGCCGCCCCGAGCAAACCGCCGAGACCACCGCUCCCAGGACAACACAUCAAUGCCCACAAUAUGUUCCAAAACUACAAACCCGAGGCGGCGAACAUCGCUUAAUUUACCGAUCUCUGAUGACAAUUGUUCUUCGAUUAAUGAUGACGCAGUUUACGCGUCACCGCAGUGCGACUGCAGUGCAAAAGAACUUCCGGUGAACCUACGCAAAGUGCGCGCAGCGCUCUUUGCCGGUGACCGCCAUUAAUAUGGCGAAAAAUAUUCCAAGGACCGUGUGUAAAUACAUGAAUACUUCUCCUAUAUUUUGUAAAUAUUGUACAUUUUUUUCAUUUACGCGGAGAGUCAGCAUUUGUGUGACGCAAAAAAAGGACUAUUUCGAAUUUGACUGUUUCGCGUCGUUUAGAUUAAGGACUAACUUUUAAGGUGUACAUAAACAAUGUGUGUUAUUAAGCUUUGUGUUUUUCAAAUACAACGGUUUAUAGAAACAUUU